AUGUCGACCGGCGCGAUCGACACUCCGUACCGCAUCCCCUCGAAUGAGUCUUUCUUCCACACGCCCUUGUCGCCCGUCGAUGCCUCUGGUGAUUCCACCGAAUUCUUCAUGGCAGAGGACGCGCACGGGGAUCAGCCCCCGAGUGCGAUCGACGACUCGACAGUAACACAGAACCAAGGAGCCGACGACGCGCAAGACACAACAACCACCACCACAUCCACCACCGAGACAAACGCAGACCAUGCUGCUACAACCACAAUAACAGAGCAGCAGCAGCAAGGCACGACGGAUGAGCUGAGCCUCCUACCCCCUCUGACGGAUCGCGACGACAGCAGCCUCCUGCCACUCAGCGAAAAUGGCGACCACGAACGCGGCACCAACCAAACCCUGAUCGAGGAGACGGAAAUGCGGCGCAAGCUCAUGGAUAUGGAAUCCAGUUUCUUGCCAGAGCCCUCGACCAUCGAUGUCGCUGCGACCGGCCCUGUUGCGGGCGCGGACGAUACCUAUCUCGUCGGGGUAUCUGGCGACCACGCGGCGGACAUAUCUUUUGAGGGACUGUCGCACACUUACCAAGACUCAGCGCCGGCACAGGACCAGAACAAGGAUCUACCAACCGUCCACGCGGCGGAAGCGGCGCAGCAAGGGGACAGCGACUCGGGACUCGACCCCAUGAACUCGUCACCGGCCGCUGCUGCUGCGAACCGCCGGAAUCCGCUCACUUUGUCAGAGACGAACCCCGACUCCGGCCAAUUCUCCCAAGACGACCGAUACUAUAGAUCUCAACUGUCCCAAUCAGAGAACGAGUCACAGCUUACACCAUCCAAACUUCAAAGGUCCUCUCGCAGCGUGUCGCCGGGUCCGUCAAGGUUAUUCAGUGAUCAAAGCAGUUGCUCUGGAGACGCAGCCUUGCGUGGUAGCAGCAGGAGAGGAACUCGACCCAAAUAUCUGAACAGCCGCCAAGGGCCUCAUCGUCUCUCGCAUUCCUCUGUCACAAGCACCAACACGGAAACGACAAAUAGUGAUGCCACAUUAGGAGGAGACUACGCCCUCCAGUCAGGGGGUGCUGCCUCUGACCAAUUUGGGAGCCUCCAUGCUGGAACACGUACCAACAUGACAAGAACAACCAGUCUUGGUAGUAUGGCAUCUGGGAUCUCUGGAUACAGCGAAGAGAAUUCUCUAGAGAAACGCAAUGUGAACGGCCCCUUCGAUGGUGGCUUGCAAACCCUGAAUGAAGAGGAAGGCUCACCACGGUCGGCACGGCAGACAGCGAGGUUUGACGAGAUCUCAGCACCGGAGACGCCAAGAGCGCGACCGCGAGACAGUACCUUUCCGACUGAUACGGCUAUUGCAGAUCGCGUCAAGGGCAUUCAAGUUCCAAGCACUUUUGUACAACGGUUCCGAGAAGACUUCCAGGGCACGUCUCCUGAGAAACGGCUAGGCGGCUCGACUCCUGCGUUUGGGAGAAGCGGCCGCUCAAUGACACUCAAAGAACAAAGCAGCACAAUUGACCGUCUCUCGAAGGAAAACUUCGACCUGAAAAUGCGAAUCCAUUUCCUGAACGAGGCGCUGAACAAGCGGUCUGAGGAAGGCAUCAAGGAAAUGAUCUCUGAGAACGUCGAGCUGAAAUCAGACAAGCUCAAGCUACAAAAGGACAAUCAAGGCCUCAAGCGCAAGAUCCGUGAUUUGGAGAAACAACUGAAGGAUCAUCAAUCGGACAAGGAAUCAAUGGUCAAUCACGAUCCGGAGGGCUCAGAAGGAGACCGUGACUCGGCCCAGGAUGGAGAAGUUGUCUACCUGCGUGAGCGGGUUGAAACUUACGAGCUCGAAAUUGAGCGAUUGAGGUCCGAAAGUGUCGCAAGAGAAAGCGAAAAACGCCGUCUGGCCGAAAUGGUCAAGUCCUUGAGCGAGAACCGAGCUGGAGGGUCUGAUGCAGGUGCUAGAGAGGAGAGAGAUAUGUGGAAAGAUAUGCUGGAUGCGGAGACUGCUGCGCGAGAGCAAGCCGAAGAUGAAAACCGAAGGCUACGAGAUGAGACGAUCCGUCUGCGGAGCGAGAUGUACACUGCUACCGGCGGCACAAAGCCUGGACAGCGUGAUCGGGGCGGUUCAACGGUUUCCUACGCGUCAGCUUCCGACAAGGAUGGCAGCCGAACUGUCACUUCCAGCAACACGCUCAUGGUCGAGAUUGAACUUCUGAAGCAGGAGAAUGCAGAGCUGAGAAAGGAAGUCAGCGCGCAGACUUCAAUGCUGACGUCUCGCAACCGGGAGAAAGAACGCCUCUAUCAAGAAAUCGAGGAGCUGAAACUUGGCCAACGGCGCGAUGGUAGUCGAUCAGUUGCGGGAGACAGCAUUCUCGACCGCUCAGCAUCACGCGCCAACAUCAGGCCGUCGUCUUCCGAAGUGAGCGACGGAACACGUACCAGUGAUCUAGACCGCGACGAGCUGGAGGCACGUAAUGGACAAUUACGCGAUCAGGUGUCUACCCUCAAGCUUGAGAACCAGGCCAUCGGGGCCCAGCUUGACGACUACAUCCGUGAACUGGAAGCGAUUGAUCAAGCGUACCAAGCCGAUGUCGACCAAGCCGAAGAGGAGAUGCAGAACUUGCAGCAAGAGAGAGACCAGGCUCUGCAGCUGGCUGACGAGCGCGAGGCUGCUUUCCUGGAGCUGCAAGCUGAGGCGCAGGAAGAGCUGGACGCUCUCGGGGAGGAGCUUGAUCAGAAGAUUGCCGAGUGUCAACGCAUGAACGAGGACUUGAACAACCAGGAUGAGAGUCUCAAGGUCUUGCAGGCGGAGAUGCGCUCGGCGAGCGAAGGUAUUAUCCGUCUCGAAGAAGAUGCUCAAAACAAUCUCGAGAGAUACCAGACCGUGCAGCAAGAACUGGAGGAGACCAACAGCGAGAUGGAGGCACUGGAAAAGAGUCUGUUCGAGGCCAACACCAAAGUACAGCGACUGACGGUGCAGAUCGAGUCAAGCCAGAAUGAGAUUGCGUUCUUGCGAGAAGAGCAAGAUGGCGAUAAGAUCCGCAUUGGUGACCUGGAGUCUGAGCUGAAGACCUAUGCAAUGAGUCUGCACAGUGAAAAGGAGAAGACCAGGGAGCUCGAGCAGCGACUGGCAGGCGAACGACACCAGCGCGAGGUGGUUGGAAGCAAGGAGAAGCAGGAGGUCCAGCGGAUCAUGAACGAACUGAACCGCGAAGCCUCGGCAGCGAAGGAGGAAGCCCGAAGGCUAAAGAAGAGCUUGUCAGCUCAGGAGAUUGAGACUUCUACUUGGCGCGAACGACUCAUGGACCUGGAGAACAACCUCCGCGAGACACUGGGUGACUUGAAUGGUAGCCGAUCCAGCUUGAUUUCCAACAUCAUGAAGUUGCAGAAAGAGCUCGAGUCAACUGCUCUGGAACUGGAGAGUGUCCGCUCCCAACUGGACGAGAAGGAUUCGAUUCUUCGCAACCGCGAUGCUCUCCUAGAGAGCCAUGGCUUAGAGUCCCGUAAACUCUCGGAGCUGCUCGAACGUGAGCGGCAGGCCCGACGGGCAGACAAGCAGUCGUUUGAGCAGUCGCUUAAAUCUCACCACCAGGCGUCUCGGACUAUCACACAUAACCACUCUCGCAUUACGGAACUAGAAAAUGCGCGCAAUCAAGAUCGCAAGAGGUUCAUGACGCUGGAGCAGCAAUUCAAAGAUCAGCUCAGCGAGCGCAACGCUCUAUUCCUGAACAUCUGGAAACGGCUGUCUGCGAUGUGUGGGCCGGACUGGGCUCACUCUAACAGUUUGAUUAAUGGCAACCUUCCCAGCCAAGAGGUUAUUGGUAAUAUCUUGUUCUGGCCCGGUUUCAGCCGCAACCUUUCGCUUGCGAUCAAAACUGUUGAGAGCGUGAUUUCAGGGUUAAAGACCCGGAUUAAGACCGUUGACCACGAUCUGAACAAACAAUAUCAAAACCUCGAGAAUUCGUUCAACACCAGGGUCCGAAAACUCGAACGGCUUGAGGAAGCUGUCAAGAAUCUGCGAUCUCAACAGCAAGGUCGUGGCCACUCCAACUCGUCGUCGGAGAUAUCCAAACUGAAGGGUGAGAACCGGCUCUUGAAGGCAGAACUCAACCUGCUCCAGUCCAAUUCGCGCACCCACGGCUCUGUGUCAGCGGCCGCAGCGUCAGUCAUGACCUCAGGCCCACGUUCCCCAUCUCUUGGAACAGCGGCAAAUUCAGAACGAGCGGUAUCUCGUCACAAUUCUACGACAGGCGCUGAACAGAAGUCUCGCUCUGAAAGAGGGUUGGCACGCAGUUCAACGGGCCUACCGCAGCCUUCUCACUCCUCAUCCACCAGCACUCUGACCAAUGACACUGGGGCCAUAAUGCACCGCACGCGCAGUGGGACUAGCGGCUGGGAAGGCGGCGACGAUAAAUGGAUUCAUCGACUGCACGAACUGGAGAAGCGACUCAAGUCAGAGCGUGAAGGGCGUCUGCUCGACCGCAGUGGCGCGCGCAAACGGCUUGAGGAGCGCGAUGCAGAAAAUCAGAGACUACGCGACCAGAUUCAACGUGAACGAGUUCGCCGAGGCCCCUCGGGCACCAUCACUGAUGGCAGCACUACGGGACGCAGUCGCGGGCUGGUCUCAGAUGAGGCAGUCAGCUCAAGUGAGGGCGAGGGCAUCACAGUGGAUAUUGAGGUUUAA
Penicillium lagena is the source of this 4662-nucleotide messenger RNA. RefSeq names its product putative anucleate primary sterigmata (ApsB). The transcript is spliced from 2 exons. Lineage: Eukaryota; Fungi; Ascomycota; Eurotiomycetes; Eurotiales; Aspergillaceae. Gene Ontology annotation, cellular component: microtubule organizing center. The record is from RefSeq and is a predicted model, not a curated record. The coding region runs from base 1 to 4662 and encodes 1553 amino acids.